AUGGAAGCAUAUCGUGCAGCCCCUCCAGUGUCGAGGACCUUGACAGCACUGACGCUUGGUACGUCGCUGCUUGUAUACGGCAACAUCAUUAGUGGAAGUCGAGUCGUCUUCUACCUGCCAUGGAUAUUCAAGUUCCCAUUGCCAGAAGUAUGGCGGUUUGUCACAUCGUUUUGGGUGACUGGUGGAGGUCUAAGCAUACUUUUUGAUACUUACUUCUUAUGGACAUACUCGAGCGGCCUCGAGAAGGAGUCUGGCCGUUUCUCUCAACCGGGAGAUUUCUUCACCUACAUCAUCUUCCUCGGCCUUGUGAUCCUAGCUACAGCUGGUUUUAUCCUAGGCGGUGCGGUCUUCACUCAGGCUCUCAUUCUUGGCAUUGCAUACACAUACUCGCAAGACAACAGAGGCAAGAAGGUCUCGUUCUUUAUUAUCACUUUCAACGUGAUUUGGUUGCCGUGGGCAAUGCUCCUGAUGACAUUCAUCAUGGCUGGACCUGACGCAGCCUUGAAGCAAGGCGCAGGUCUUCUGGCUGCUCAUCUCUACGACUUUCUAACCCGCCUCUACCCAACGUUUGGCGGUGGGAAGAACUUCAUCCGCACACCUGCGAUCGUCAAGCGCUGGUUUGGGGCAGAUAAGUCCAGCUUCCAAGCAAGAGGUUACGGGACUGCAUUCAGACCUGCAACUCAAGCACCCGGUCGUGGCACGUCAAGCGGCUUUGGAUUUUCAAGUGCAUGGGGUACUCGAGGGCAGGGUCAGCGACUUGGGGGAGAUUGA
Molecule: messenger RNA, 771 nt
Organism: Letharia columbiana
Lineage: Eukaryota; Fungi; Ascomycota; Lecanoromycetes; Lecanorales; Parmeliaceae
Exons: 5
Coding region: 1-771 (256 amino acids)
Biological process (GO): endoplasmic reticulum unfolded protein response
Cellular component (GO): Hrd1p ubiquitin ligase ERAD-L complex; endoplasmic reticulum membrane
Molecular function (GO): misfolded protein binding; ubiquitin-specific protease binding
Source: RefSeq, a predicted model, not a curated record